Molecule: messenger RNA, 573 nt
Organism: Harpegnathos saltator (Jerdon's jumping ant)
Lineage: Eukaryota; Metazoa; Arthropoda; Insecta; Hymenoptera; Formicidae
Gene: Atox1
Product: Antioxidant 1 copper chaperone
Exons: 3
Coding region: 291-509 (72 amino acids)
Biological process (GO): copper ion transport
Cellular component (GO): cytosol
Molecular function (GO): copper chaperone activity; metal ion binding
Source: RefSeq, a predicted model, not a curated record
AUAAAUACGUUCGGUCUACUUUUCUCUAUGUCUAUGAUUAGAUUAAACGCGGAAAAAUGCUGUUUUGAUUAGACAACAAGUGUCGUGUAAACUUGAUAUGAAACAUUUCUGCAAACAUAUGACUCAAAAUACACAAUUUUGAGAUUGGUGAUGGUCGUUAUCUGUUAAAUGUAUACUAUCGUAUAGUGCAAAUAAGACUCUCCUUGUGCAUUAUUUGCACACAGUCCUCCUUCGACAGCUGAACUGGCAAUAACCUAUCUGCCACGUCAAACGGAUUUAUUUUCAUCAUUAUGGCAGCUCAAGUGUAUGAAUUCAACGUUGAGAUGACAUGCGAAGGGUGUUCCACAGCUGUGGAGAAGGUGCUCAAGAAAAAAAUAGGUAUCGAUGAUAUUAAAAUAGAUUUAUCAGGAAACAAAGUUUUUGUCACCACUGAACUCAGCUCAGAUGAAAUUUUGGAAGCAAUUAAAAAAACUGGGAAAAAGUGUCAAUUUUUAGGGACACAAAAUUGAGUUUAUAUGAUAUGAUUAUACCAGAUGCUGCUAAUAUCUACUGUCAUAUAUAUAUAUAUAUAUA